Molecule: messenger RNA, 771 nt
Organism: Lingula anatina
Lineage: Eukaryota; Metazoa; Brachiopoda; Lingulata; Lingulida; Lingulidae
Biological process (GO): fatty acid elongation
Cellular component (GO): endoplasmic reticulum
Molecular function (GO): oxidoreductase activity
Source: RefSeq, a predicted model, not a curated record
AUGGGAGCAAGCGUUGUCCUGCUGGAACUAGCAGAGGGUUGGGUUGCCGUGGUAACAGGAGCAUCUUGUGGCAUUGGUGCUGCCAUCUCUCGACAACUGGCUGCUGCUGGUGCCAAGGUUGCCAUGGCAGCAAGGCGGGAGAACUUGUUAAAAGAAAUCCAGGAUGAAAUUUCAAAGGAAGGGGGCGUAGCUCUAGCAGUGAGAUGUGAUGUUAAAAACAGAGCUGGGGUGAAGGAGCUUAUUCAGUACACGGAAAGAACCCUGGGUCCCGUGGAUAUCUUGGUGAACAACGCUGGUUACUGGGCGUUCAGGUGCAUGAAGAAUCUUCACGAGGAGGAGUGGGAUGAACAGGUGGACGUGAACGUCAAGGGGCUGUUGAACUGCAUUGGAGCUGUGAUCUCAGGGAUGUGUGAAAGGAAAAGUGGUCAUAUCGUCAACAUGUCGUCAGACUGUGUAAAGCAGCCUUUCGUAGGGUUAGCCGUGUACGCAGGGUCGAAGUACUUCCUAGAGGGUAUGUCACGGACGCUUCGUCAGGAAGUUUGUAAGGAUGGUGUUCGCGUUACUUGUGUUCAGCCUGGUGACGUUGACACGCCUGGGGCCGUCAAGACUUUGAUGACUUUAGAAGAUGAGCAGUGUAAAGCACUGUACAGCUACCCACACCCAGCUCUGGAACCUGAAGUCAUCGCACAGGCAGUCCUCUACGCAGUCGCGCAGCCAGAUCACGUGGCCGUCAACGAGAUUCUCGUGGAGCCCAGAGAGUGCCCGCUGUAG